This is a messenger RNA of Mytilus trossulus (common blue mussel), 912 nucleotides long. RefSeq names its product E3 ubiquitin-protein ligase TRIM9-like. The transcript is spliced from 6 exons. The record is from RefSeq and is a predicted model, not a curated record. Lineage: Eukaryota; Metazoa; Mollusca; Bivalvia; Mytilida; Mytilidae. Bases 10 to 912 code for a protein of 300 amino acids. Gene Ontology annotation, molecular function: zinc ion binding.
AAACACAAAAUGGCGCAGGCAGCUUUUAAAACUUGUGAGAUUUGUGUUUCAAGUCCUGGACAUAACUACUGUCAAGAAUGUGAUCAGUUGUUUUGUGAUGGAUGUAAAAUAUCUCAUUUACGGACAAAGAUGACAAAAAAUCAUACAUUUCAAAGUGGGUCUAACAUUAACCCGGAAGUCAAACAAUACUGUAACGAACAUGAUGAAAACUUUAUAUACUACUGUAAGGAAUGUGAUGCACCAAUAUGUAAAAUAUGUGUCAUUGAAGAUCAUAAAAAACAUGAUUUAUGUGAAAUUAACACAUCAACUGCAAUAAACAAAGCUGAGAUCGAGAGCGAUAUUAAGAUAAAGCUUAACAUAUUAAAAACACAUAUAAUGGGUAUCGAGAAAGGAACACACGCAUAUCACGGCGAUAUCGAUGGAGUCAUGCAUGCCAUAAGAAAAGAAGGCUUUCGGUUGAAAGAGCUUAUUGAUACACAAGUUGAAUAUUUGAUUAGAUCAGCGAAAGAGCAACAAUCAACACAACUUCAAAUCUUACAGUCUAUGGGUGAUGCAUUUAAAACUGAUUUGAGUAAAGUAGAGGAACAGUACAAGAUCUUUCAAAACGCACAACAGAUAACAGAAACGUCAGCAUUGCUUCUAAAACUGAAAGAAAUAAAGUCACAACUUGCUGCAGUAGAAGUAAAGCAGCUUACUGUCAUACCAACGGUAAAAUAUGUAAAAAGUAGAGCACAAAGAAGUGAAAUAAAGAAAAUGAUUGGAGACCUAACAUUCAGUGAAACGGAAAAAAGAGAAGAACCCCCGAAAAAACGUGAAAAUGAUAGAGACACUUCACCAAGAAGACAAUUCAGAUACAAAUGCAAUAAUUGCAGGACGGAAAUUGUUACUAGUAAAGCACCAUUCAAGAUGUAA